Vicia villosa (hairy vetch) is the source of this 1242-nucleotide messenger RNA. RefSeq lists its product as uncharacterized. The record is from RefSeq and is a predicted model, not a curated record. The transcript has a single exon. Lineage: Eukaryota; Viridiplantae; Streptophyta; Magnoliopsida; Fabales; Fabaceae. The coding region runs from base 1 to 1242 and encodes 413 amino acids.
AUGGACAAAGAGUGGACUAAACUUCCAUGGUUUAGUCAAGAGUACAUCAACGGUGUUACUCAAUUUCUAGACUUUGCCUUCACUAAUGGAAGAUCUCAAGGAGAUGAGGUUCUAUGCCCUUAUGCCAAGUGUAAAAAUUUGUAUUGGAAAACAAGAGGUAUUAUUAAGUAUCACCUAAUAGCCAAAGGUUUUGUAAAAGGUCAUGAAGUAUGGUUGCACCAUGGGGAGAAACUACAAAGGUCUAUGGAAAUUGGUGCUGGGAUGGAAGAUCAAGAGGGAUCACAUGAUGACAUUCCUGGCUUACUCCAUGACAUAUAUGUAGAUAGGGCAGAAGAGCACAGAGUUCAUGAAGGUCCCAAUGACGAUGCUAGAACGUUUUACAAUUUGUUUAAAGAGGCGGAACAAGAAUUGUACCCUGGAUGCAAAGACUUCUCUACGUUAUCAUUCACGAUUCGACUCUGCUUGUUGAAAUAUCUUCACGUCUGGAGCAAUACGUCAUUCACUGCCCUCUUAGAAUUGUUGAAAGAAGCAAUGCCUGAUUUAAACAUUCCUGUAUCAUUUUACAAGACAAAAGGCAUGAUAAGUGGUUUAGGCCUUGAUUAUAAAAAGAUCCAUGCAUGCCCAAACAAUUGCAUGCUAUUUUGGAAAGAGCAUGAAAAGGACAAUUCUUGCACUAUUUGUGAAGCUUCACGGUGGAAACAAAAUGCUCUAACUGAAGGAUGUGAGUCUGAGCAAUCGAAAAAUGAUUAUAGAGUUCCUGCAAAAAGUUUGAGACACUUUCCAUUGAUUCCUAGACUACAAAGGUUGUUCAUGUGUUCAAAGACAGCGGAGUCAAUGAGAUGGCAUGAAGAAGAUCGCUCAAAGGAUGGGAAAUUGAGGCAUCCUACUGAUGACAAAGCGUGGAAGGACUUUGACGAGCUCCAUCCAGAUUUUUCUAGUGAGUCCCGCAAUGUAAGACUUGGCUUAACGAGCGAUGGUUUUAAUCCAUUCAGGACAAUGAGCUUAUCUCAUGGUACAUGGCAUUUCUUGAUGAUGGUAUACAACACACCGCCUUGGCUGUCCAUGAAACAUGAAUAUACAAUGUUGUCGUUAUUGAUUCCUGGACCAAAAUCUCUAGGAAACGAUAUUGAUGUUUACCUCCAGCCAUUGAUAGAGGAGCUAAAGGAGUUAUGGGAAUCCGACAUAGAGACAUAUGAUUCUUCAUUGAAUCAAACAUUUCGAAUGUGUGCAACUAUUUUGUAG